Molecule: messenger RNA, 1769 nt
Organism: Pectinophora gossypiella (pink bollworm)
Lineage: Eukaryota; Metazoa; Arthropoda; Insecta; Lepidoptera; Gelechiidae
Product: protein IWS1 homolog
Exons: 3
Coding region: 133-489 (118 amino acids)
Source: RefSeq, a predicted model, not a curated record
UAUUUUCCUCUUUCUUCCUCCUUCAUUUAGCCGGUGGUGCUUGUGCGGUGAACAUUGUUGUACGUUGUGCGUAACACGUGCUUAUUUUUGAUUCUUCUUUCAAGUUUUCCACAAAAAAACUAAAAACUUACAAUGGCAGACGCAGCCGUCGAAAAGAAGGAUGCCGCUCCCGAGGAGGUGACCUCAACAGAGACCAAGGAGUCUCCAGUCAAGAAGUCCCCUGCCAAGAAGGUUGCAGAGGCACCAGAGAGCAACGGCAAGGAGGAGAAUGGCAGCGGGGAUGCACCAGAUGAUGCUCCUGCUGAGAAUGGAGAUGCCGAAGAAAGUAAUGAUGCCACAGAAAAUGGUGAUGCCACAGAAAAGAAAGAGGCCGCCGUGAAGAGGAAAUCUGUGGCCGCCGACAACGGUGAGGAGAAGACCACGCCAGAGAAGAAGGCGAAAGUAGCGGAGGAGGCCCCCGCCCCCGACGUCGAGGAGGUCGCAGCCUAAAACCACCCGCGCGCCAUCGCUUGGUUUACUGCAAUGCAUCUACGUUCAUUAGGGCUCAACUCCCCCCACACACUAACAUAUCCUUUUAUACUACAGUAUAUUUCAUAUGCCAAAAACAAUUUAUACAGUUUUAUAUGUCGAUCUGAUUAUUAUAGACGAGUUGAGCUCUUUUGUGACCACACUUAUGUUUAGGUUUAUAAUACAUUGUGUAUUAAACUUACCUGUGAAGUACCUGUAAAGUGUAAAUUAAUGUUGAUACUGUCAGUCGCGACUAAGACGUGCAUCGCAGUGAACUGAUCUCUCGCUCGGACUAGGUGUUGUAUGCUGUUUUUGCGUAUUGGUGUCUAUUUCAACAGACUACUGUAGAGAUGGGUUUAUUGAAUUGAUGAAAGUUCAGCCUAAGUCGGUAUUGGAUACUUCAUUUCGCCAGUAAAAUACUGCCAAAGUAAUUCAUUCACCCCGAGUGAAAUCAAUUCAGGAUCCGUUCUGUGAACGACGCGUUUUAAUAAAAACAGCUUCCGAAAAACAAGGAUUUAUAGAUAAACUAAGAUUAAUUAAAAUGUUUAGAUAAUUCAGUUGUAAAUUUAAGUUAGCCGUUAAAUGUCGCACAUUUAUAUAUUUCAUAGGCAUUAUUACUUAACCAUUUAAACAUUCCUUUGACACUUCGGUUAUGGCUUGCUUUGUGAACAGCAGGAAGCUUCCCCGUGUGUCGGGGAGAGUUUGCGUCGUGCGACCCUUGAUGACUCUAAUAUCUGUCUAACUUAAUAGGAGUAAAUUCAUUCUGGCGCACGGGGUUGAACAUAAUACUAAGUAAACCGUUCACAUUGCGACAUUAAUUUUAAGUUUUGGAAUUUAAAGUUCAAAGUUGACAAAUAAGGUGAUAGUUCAUAUUGACAUACUAAUUUUGCGUGCUAUUUGUAUUUUCUUAUGGAUGUCUUUAUUUUUCUUAAUAUUAUCCUGUUUUUCUAAUUUAUUUUUGCUUCUCAUUUAUUAUAUGUGAUAGACACAAACCUCGAAUGUAAGAUAAACCUUUAUGGAAACGAAUCUUUACUAUUCCCAACAAAAUAACACAUUGUGUUCUGUGCUAAGGGAUUAAUUCUUUAAGAUUUUGACUAACUUUUUUCAGAUUGUAACUACUUAACGAAUUCGAACUUUAAAAUUUUGAUUCAAGAGUACAUUUAGUAUUAGAUUAUUGUAGCGUGUACAGUUCGGCACUUUACUUCUCUCACUGUGGAGUUAGUGUUUGUAAAACGUUUCUGGCAAUAAAAUAGUCCAAUCAA